Messenger RNA from Dunckerocampus dactyliophorus (ringed pipefish), 2011 nucleotides. RefSeq names its product synaptobrevin-like. Gene Ontology annotation, molecular function: syntaxin binding; SNAP receptor activity. Lineage: Eukaryota; Metazoa; Chordata; Actinopteri; Syngnathiformes; Syngnathidae. The record is from RefSeq and is a predicted model, not a curated record. Gene Ontology annotation, cellular component: plasma membrane; SNARE complex. The coding region runs from base 435 to 812 and encodes 125 amino acids. The transcript has 5 exons. Gene Ontology annotation, biological process: vesicle-mediated transport; SNARE complex assembly; vesicle fusion.
GGGGGGGUUUAGUACCGCACUGUGUUUCUGAGUCCAAGUGCGGAAGGAACGGUGGGAGAGGAUAUAGACGCAUUACUGCAGCAGCCCACAGAGGCGUACGCGCGGCACUUCCACACACACGCACACAGGAAAACAUUCACGAUUUGGGAGAUUUGCAGGGUAAAGUGAGCUAAUCUGCAUCCUUUCAGGAGGAGCUGGAUGCUGGGACUGAUAGCAUCUUCAUUUCCUCUUCAUCUUUUCACUACUUAUUCUUUUUGUGGCCUCAUUGCGACACUUUUGAGCCGCUCCACUGCGUCACUUUUCGGAACUCUUCACAGCUUCACGUCCCUUUAAAAAUCAUUUGUGAUUCUUUGGUUUUUGUUUUGCUUCGCUUCAGUGUUGGAAUUCAGAACGCCGCCACCUCUGCUGAGUCAGCACGAACAGCUGCAUAGACGAUGUCCGCCCCAGAUGCUGCCGCCCCAGGUGGAGCCCCCGGUGCUCCAGGAGCCCCCGGUGCAGAUGGAGCGCCUGCCGGCCCACCCGCCGGACCACCCAACACCUCAAGCAACCGCAGGCUACAGCAGACGCAAGCCCAAGUGGAGGAGGUGGUGGACAUCAUGAGGGUAAACGUGGACAAGGUUCUGGAAAGGGACCAGAAGCUCUCGGAGCUGGAUGACAGAGCAGAUGCGCUCCAAGCCGGGGCGUCGCAGUUUGAAAGCUGCGCAGCCAAGCUCAAGAACAAGUACUGGUGGAAAAACUGCAAGAUGAUGAUUAUGAUGGGAAUCAUUGGAGUCAUUGUAGUGGGGAUAAUAUUCUUGUACUUCUUCUACUAAGCGCCGCCCACCACUAAAGGUGGAUAUGGACUUGAGAAUGUUAUGGGAUGGAUGACAGAGAGAAAGAGAGAGAAACUUUUUAAAAAAUCCAAGCGCUACUCCUCCCGUUCCACCCUCCCCGGAAGCUUCCGGUUGUUUCUGCUCCUCCUCCUUUUGUUUUGGCUUAAAUGUUCAUCCUGUGAUUUUGCAGUCCUUUCUAUCUGGGAUACUCCAAAGCUUCUUGUUAUUGUUGUUAACACUAACUUAGCUCCAUUUGUAAAGUGAUGAGCCUAACAAAAACACACCAUCGUUGUUGCAGCCUACUCAUACAAAAGUCUCAUCCAUUCUCUUUUGUGCGAGUGUAUCCGAAACUUGAUUUCAGAGGUAACAGUUUAUGUGGUACUCCUUCUCGGAGCAAGAGAAAGAUGCAGCCACUGAAAGAGACAAUCUGCUGCAAACCUGAUUUGACUGCUGCGUUGCAAUGCAAAGUACAGUAACAGCCAUAGACAGAUGAAUGUGGAAAGUCACACUGAUAGUUUUGUCCAGAAGAGAUUCAAGCCAGGACUCGACACUUGCUUUUAUUCCAUUUAUAGACCCAGAAAUGAACUCUUUCCUGCUUGUAGUUCUUGUGAAGUGUUUUAUUGCUUAACUGCGUGUCCCCACAUUACACAAUAACAGAAAGUAGGCCAAGGUGAGCGGUUUGUUUCCUAUUUGCAUGGCCAACCUUGUCAGUAGUUUUCUGCCUAACAGCGCCACUUGUGCAUCCACGCUUUCUUCAUCUAACGACGACUGUACAUUUUGCUCUCGUCGGCAGGUUUAUGGGCAUUUACUGCCCCCCGAUCCAAUAAUAAUACACUAAUGCUUUUGCAAAGCCACGAUGCUCACCAGUGCCAAACACAACUUUGAACUGUUAACAUUAUGUAGCACUGAGAACUCUAACACGCAUUUGUCACAGAAAAGGCGUCAAUCUAUCCUUGGAGGUUUUUUUGGGGGAGGGGGUUGUUAAGAUGAUUUAUAGAGGCGUUUUUUCAUCUAUUAGGACGAAUUGUGAGUGAUUUCUGCACAAACGUAGAUAUGAAAAAGUCGAAUGAUAUUGUGCAAAAAUAUGAUUUGGGUUACAGAUUUACAGAGUGAAAAUGCAGAAAAGGUGCAAGUGUUUGCAAGAAGAAAUGCAUGCCUGUCAAUUUUGCUGAUGCCAAUAAAAGAUGUUAACAAUGCAA